Messenger RNA from Rotaria sordida, 366 nucleotides. Lineage: Eukaryota; Metazoa; Rotifera; Eurotatoria; Philodinida; Philodinidae. The record is from the annotation of a GenBank genome assembly.
AUGGAAUUAUUACAUUUCUUAUCCAAUCUUCAUACAUUGAUGUUUAAUCCUGAAUCAUUUAAUAAAAUUGAUUUAGUAUCAAUUCAACAAAAUGAAAUUUUUCAAAUAAUAUCAAAUAUAAAUACUAUUAGGAAUAUGAUUAUUAAAUCAAACUGCACAUUUCAACAAUUAAAAUUACUUAUUAAUCUUUGUCCUCAGAUACAACAACUUUCAAUGUGUAUACAUAAAAUAUUUUUAGAAGUAGCUUUACUAUUUCUAUUAUCAAAUGAUAAUGAAUAUACUCAUGAACUGCAUUCAUUAUGUAUCACACAUAGUAUUGUUAAAGGAAUUGAAAUAAUCAAUAAUUUACUUCAAUCACAGAAAUGA